Messenger RNA from Miscanthus lutarioriparius, 1734 nucleotides. The record is from the annotation of a GenBank genome assembly. NCBI's taxonomy places the organism in Eukaryota, Viridiplantae, Streptophyta, Magnoliopsida, Poales, Poaceae.
AUGAAGUGCUGUGUAUGCUUGGAAUCUAUCUCACCUGCUCAGCCCCUUGGGCAGAUGAUGACUUCAGAAAAUAUGGUUCACCGUUGCAAUGUUUGUGGUGCGGCUGCACACAUAAUAUGCUCUUCGAAUUCUCAGAAAGACUGCAAAUGCAUCUCAAUGUUCGGGUCCAAACAUGUGGUCCAUCUAUGGACUGUACUCUGGACAGAUGUAGCCGACCAAUCCGAAGAAGGUCAAUACUGUUGUUACUGUGAGGAGAUAUGCAGUGAAUCUUUUCUGGGAGGUCCUCCCAUAUACUGCUGCAUGUGGUGCCAAAGAUUGGUGCAUGCUGAGUGCCAGUCGGCCAUGGCUACUGAAACAGGUGACAUUUGUGACCUUGGUCCCUUCAGGCGCCUUAUUCUGUCGCCACUUUUUGUCCAGGCCAUUAGCAAACCUGGUGGCAUCUUGAGUUCUAUAACUCAUGGAGCAAAUGAGUUUGCAUCCACUGUGCGGGGGCGUUUAAACCGAACUAAAAAGGAGAAACAUCACAACAGAUUUCCAUCUGACAGUAAUGAUGAUUCAUCAAGUGAUACCACAUUGAACUCAAACCAGAGGGCUGGGGAAUUAAAAGCAACUGGGGGCAGUGCUCAAAGGAGUCCUGAGAAUGAGCAUUAUAGCAGUGAGAGUGAUGGUAGAGAACUCAUAUCAGAGCCCAGAAGGCUUGGCAACAAUGAGACUGGUGAAGUUAAACUUAAGUACGCAUUGUCUGAAUUGCCUGCUGAUUCCAGACCUCUUUUAGUUUUUAUCAACAAGAGAAGUGGGGCUCAGCGUGGAGAUCUUCUCAAGCACAAGCUACAUUUUCUUUUGAAUCCGGUGCAGGUUUUUGAAUUGAGUUCUUCACAAGGGCCAGAAACAAGAUUAUUUUUGUUCAGAAAGAGUUUUAUCAUGGGAGGUGGCCUAGGUGCUGUUGAGAAGCAAGGUGGCCUCUGCACAGUUUUACAUGACAUAGAGCAUGCAGCAGUCACUAUCCUGGAUAGAUGGAAGGUGACAGUAGAAGAUAAGGAAUCAAAGAAUGUGCUUCUAGUAAAGUACAUGAACAACUAUCUAGGUAUCGGUUGUGAUGCAAAAGUCGCCCUUGACAUUCAUAAUCUCCGUGAAGAAAGUCCUGAGAAAUUCUACAGUCAGUUCUUAAAUAAGGUGCUAUAUGCGAGGGAAGGAGCCAAGAGCAUCAUUGACAGGGCGUUUGUGGACUUACCAUGGCAAGUUCGGUUAGAAGUUGAUGGCACUGAGAUUGAGAUACCAGAGGACUCAGAAGGUGUGCUUGUUGCAAACAUCCCGAGCUACAUGGGAGGGGUUGACCUGUGGCAAAAUGAGGGUGAGAAUCCUGAAAAUUUUGAUCCACAGUCAAUCCAUGACAAGAUGCUCGAAGUGGUUAGCAUUACAGGAGCAUGGCAUCUGGGAACACUCCAGGUUGGACUUUCUCGGGCACGGAGGAUCGCACAAGGUCAGUCGAUCAAGAUACAAAUGUUUGCUCCUUUCCCUGUUCAAGUGGAUGGCGAACCUUGGGUCCAGCAGCCCUGCACGCUUAAGAUAUCCCAUCACGGACAGGCUUUUAUGUUGAGGAGGGCAAUUGAAGAGCCACUUGGUCAUGCAGCUGCUAUGAUCACCGACGUGCUCGAGCAUGCCGAAUCCAGCCGUGUAAUCACUGCUUCGCAGAAGAAAUCCCUCCUCCAAGAAAUGGCUCUACGGCUGUCAUGA